Molecule: messenger RNA, 12630 nt
Organism: Podospora anserina S mat+
Lineage: Eukaryota; Fungi; Ascomycota; Sordariomycetes; Sordariales; Podosporaceae
Exons: 4
Coding region: 1-12630 (4209 amino acids)
Biological process (GO): protein polyubiquitination; positive regulation of protein catabolic process; proteasome-mediated ubiquitin-dependent protein catabolic process
Molecular function (GO): ubiquitin-protein transferase activity
Source: RefSeq, a predicted model, not a curated record
AUGGGGAAGAUCACCAAAACUAUGCAGUCUCGGCACAAGGAGACCUUGUCGCCGUGGCUCGAGAAAUAUGUCGAGGAGACAACCUCAACACCAUUACCACUUCUGCCCAAGAAGCUUGGCGAGUUCCCAAGUAGAUGGCCAUUCCCGCGCGGAGACUUGUACCACUGGAUUCCGCUGCUGAACCGCUUUGACAAUAUCUUGGAGGCUUUUUGCGCCACCCACGGCUUGAACGAAGGCUUCCAGACAAGGGAUUUCACCUGCGAGCUUCUGUUGAACCAGGCGGCGCCGGUAGAGUACUGUGAUGACCAGCCAUGGAGCAAGGAUCGUCUCGGCCAGCUUGGUUUCGGGGAGGAUGGAGAUUGCCAACUAAUCAUCGCCAUACUCAACUUUUCACAGAUGCUCCUCCAGCACUGCGGAAACCGAAGCAUAUAUGGGAGUAGCAGCCGUCUGAACGACUUGUUGAAUACCACAUCUCUCACUCUUGUUCGUGCCACUCUUGAGGUUUCCCUGGAGCUUGCUCAGCGGUAUCAUGCGUCUAUGAAGCGCGUGACGCAGCCCUCUCGCCAAGUGAGCUCAGCCCUGCUUGCCAAUCACUACAACAUUGAGUUGGACCGCGUCAACCUGCUGGCUCAACCAUUUGUCAAGACACCUGUGGCCCCUGUUGCUCGGUUCACCGAUGUUCCACCUACCACCCCAGGCGCCCCCACGAGCAAGGCCAAGGACAAGACGUCAGGCGCCAGCUCCAGGAAUGUGGCAUCCAUGUAUGCCAACGAUUUGGCUUCAUUGGUGGUUCAAGGAUCUACUGAUGAAAGUCGGUGGAACGGCUGGGGCGACCUCAAGGUCGUCUAUUAUCCCAAGGCUGAAGGCACAAAGACCCCAGCACCAGAGGCCCAAUCGUCAGACCGUGCAUCUUCGUCCACCAUUCCACCAACUCCCACGCCUCUCCGACGCAGCGCCACCAGCGUCUCACAAACCCCCCGCUCGAACAGACCGUCAGGUCCUGAUGACAGUCCCUCCAACAGGCACGGUAACGGGGACGAUCAUGCCCCCUCGGGGCCCAAGACACUCGAGAUCCGUCAGACUGUGCUCAAGUCGACAUCUAUCUAUGAUCUCCUCAAGCAGUGCCCUGACGACAUGCCCGCAGCUUCGAGAUAUGAGUUUUUGAACCGUCUAAGAAUCGCAAAGGCGCUUCUUGGCUCAACCGAAGACAGACGCCAAGCCCUGGCUGUUCGUCUGCUGGCCAUCACGAACCUUGCUUCCAUCCACCACGAGCAAACCUUUAUCGAAAAGGUCCUGAAGCAGGACAACGAUGAGCCUCGGAAAUACCAGUUGGUGUACCAGCUUGCCGAGUUGAUUCACCCUUCAGUCGACGGUGCAGAGGACACCCCCUUGUGGCUACAGGCCAUUGCGCUCGGGACACUGGAGGGCAUCGUUGGCAUCCAAGCCAAGUAUCAAGACAUCGUGUCCGCUCUGAAUGCGAACGUUAAUCACGGCGUUCUCAUGUAUGUGGUUCGCAAGGCUGUUGCCAGCAUGAAGCAGGACGACCCCGACAUGGACAACGGCAAGGUCACGGAUGCUGACAAGUGGCGUUCGAAACUGUUCGGUCUGGCUCUCCACAUGAUUGUGUCGCAGCGGAUAGGCCCAGAGAUGACCUCCAACGGACUGCUGGAGGUGCUGAUUGAAAUUCUCAAGCUCCGCACCAAAACGGCACAGCUCAACUGGAGCAUGGUUGUGGCUUUCCUCGACACGAUCGUCUACAACUACACGGUGGCGUUCCCGGCACUCAGCAACGCCUCGGGCCUCGACGCCAUUGCCGACCUUAUCAUCCACGUUGUCCAUUCAUCCAAAGAGCUGGCAGAAAAGGGACUAGGGACCAAGCCCGAGUUCCACGCGCAGCUGGUCGACUAUGGAAUUCCCUUCUAUCAUCAGCAGACGGUGAAGUGGCUGCUUAAGUUCCUCCAUCACAUUCUGCAGAGCCCGCUCUCGUUCGGUGCCAAUACAGACCGCUUGUUGAGAAACCUGGUCGACAACUCCAAGUUGCUGGUCAGUCUCCGUACCGUCAUUGAAGAGCCGCGUCUCUAUGGCUCUGUGGUUUGGACAAACGCAGUCACGCUCUUGAGCGACUUCCUCAACAAUGACCCUACCAGCUUUGCGGCCCUUUCAGAGUCGGGUAUGGUACAGAGCUUCUUGAGCACCCUCACAGGUGAGAAGGUUGGCCUUCCUCAACCAGAGGGCUCGCCAAGACCUGAGGAGAACCCCGAGGAAGCAGCAUCGCCCGCCUACUCGAACGACUCGCUGCUGCUUGAUAGUGCUGAUAGCCGUCCGCAUCCACCCACAGAAGACAUGAUGAACGAGUCUCGGGAGCGUCCCCUUGCCCACGGCGUCCUUGCGUCCAACGAUGCCAUCAAUAUCAUUCCCCAGGUCUUGAACUCUAUUUCCCUCAACAAUGCCGGUAUGAAGAUGGUGGUGUCGUCAAGGUCCUUUGAUCACUUUCUGGAAAUUUUCUUCAGCCCCGAACACGUCCAGAUCAUGUCGAGGUCUGACCUUGAUCUUGCCGCCAACAUUGGCUCAAGCUUCGACGAACUUGCCCGUCAUCAUCCUCGCUUGCGUCCAACGAUCUCUAACUCCAUCCUCGAUCUGACAGCCAAGGUCGUUCAUCUCGCCAACGAUAAGGCAAAAGGAAAAGGCUUGGGGGCGCGUGGCUGGGGUGCAAACCUCUUGGUUGAAGACUCGGAAAAGAAUAUCUAUGCCGCAGAUAAGUCGCUGCUUGCCAAGGCAGGCACGCCGUUCUCAUCUGGAUCCAAGGAGAAAGGAAAAGAUGUGAGCGAUGAUGCUGAUGUCGAGAUGGUGGAUGCGGCCGGCGAAUCUCCAGAGUGGGCUCCAGAGGCGACGAAGCGUUCGGAAGAGGUGCAUCACGAAGCCACACCAUACAUCUGGGCGCUUUGUUCAUUCCUGAGCGCUCUGUUUGCUAGCAACACCAACCUCAAACAGGCCUACGUCAAGAACGGGGGUGUCGAACUCUUGCUCAAUCUCUCCGAGUCUCCGGCCCUCCCAGAAGGCUUUGAUAAGACGACGGCUUCGCGCAUGCUCUCGCAAGUGCUUUCACACCUCAUAGAGUGCUGCCCGGUUUUAGGGAUCCCCUCUCUUCUCAACCGAAUCGAUGACACAAUCGGUGUGCUUCAGCCACUCAUGACCAGAGAUGAUUCGGAACCAUUCUUCGCGCCAUUCGUGUCAGGAGUCUCACUAUCGAACGACAAGGGCGAGUGGGAUCCGGAGCUGGUUCGUAAAGUGGCCGGUGGCAAUGAUAUCAUCAAGGCCAUUGUUCGCUUGCAGAGCUUGGUCAAGACUUCGUACCAGUCCUUCCCAUACGCCGCGAGACUGGGCUCGAUUGUCAUCCCGCCGUGCAAUACUUAUGAUCUGUAUGACAAGCUGAUCAAGUCACUUGGAGCACUGCUACGCGACGCCGUGACGGAAGACUUGGCCAUCAGGACACUGGUUCCGAAGCGCUGGACAGAGAGUCUUACCUCUCCAGACGGUGCUGAGCUAUCAGUUGCCAAGCUCACGGUUGCCAACAGUGUCACUGCUUCUGAGACUGCACCUGCUGCUCCGCAGGCCUCUGGCACCGAGGCCUCAGCCCAGCCCUCGGAGCCCACGAAGUUAACCGCAGAGCAACAAGAGGUGCAGCAGUGGUUUCACAAGCAGAAUUUCAACACCAUCCACGAUCUUUUGAGUUCAUUGCACCGCAAUGUUCUCCCGUUCUUUCAGACGAUGAGCAAAGUGUUGUUGCCCAGACGAUUCGACAACUUCAGCCGCUCCAAUCAGUUGACAAUUGCAGAAACCUUGGCCACCACAGUUCUGGAGCAGCUCAGAUUUGUCCAAGAUAAGCUGGAUCAAGACAAGCUGGCUGGACUAGACUUCCAUCACUUUGCCACCACGUUCCAGUCCUUGCAUGACAUGUUGAUUGAUGUAACUCGGCAGACGGAGCGUCAAGGAACUGCCCUGCUUCUACCCGUCCUUAUCGCCUUCAAGGAGAAUGGCGGUAUUGACCUGUUGAGUAGCAUGCUCGAGAAGUUUGCUGAUGAUAUCUGCAGUGUCCCAGCUGACUCGACUGCUCGUGAGGAGUCACCAAAGGUGCGGCAAGCAACGAUGGGGAUGAAGAGGAUCCUGGACAUUUACCACAUCAUUGUUAGCGGCAAGAAUGUCACUGAGUCCCUCACCUCCACCAGCCUUCCCAAGGCUGCAGAGCGGAACCGCGAGUUUGGACAUCAGCUCGUCGUGGAGUUGAGGGUGGCCAUUCUGCCUGUGGUGCGCAAACUGUGGGAGUCUCAACUGGCGGAGAAGGUCGAGACGGUCGUCUUGAGUAAGAUGAUUGAUAUACUUCAGACGAUUGCCGCUGCCGAUUCUGAGUCCAACGCAUACCGCAGGUCUGACAAGACAGGUCCGCCCCCAGUGUUUAAGGAUCGGAAGCGUGUGUCGUUCAACUGGGAGGGUGAAGCCAAUGUCAACGUCAAGAAACUUAUCGACAAGGGGAACGACGAGGAGCUCAGCCGGGAGGCCAUCUACCGCGCGAACGGAAAGCUCGAGGAUGCCAUGGAAUACUGUAGGGCGUUCGAUCCUGCGAACAGCAGCAAGGGAUGGGCUUUCAAGCGGAACCCUAUCCCAGAAGCGGAUGCAUACAAGGAGCCGCCUCCGCCUCCGAAGCCAGAGCAAGCACAACCCGACCAAACUCCGGUGGUUUCCCAGCCAGUUGUGCCUUUGGGAGCAGAGCCAAUGGCACUGGAUCCCAUGCCGGGGAUCAACAGCCUCAUCCAUGAUGCUAUCGGUGAAGCCGAUUCGGGAGAUCACUCGUCUGAUGAGUCCAACGACACCAGCAAUGAGAGCUCAAGCCAGCAUUCCGCACAGGAGGCCCCUUCUACGACGGCUGCGCCCACACAGCAGGCACCGACCUCGUCAUCGGUCGCCGCUGUACCGCCGAAUCCCCCUUCGGUUACAAAGGAGGACUUGGACGACGAGCGCGCGCGACUGUCCAAUGAUCUAAUUGACCGGUGCUUAGACGUCAUCAGAGCUCAUCCUGACUCUGUCUUUGAGAUCUCGGACUUGAUUCAGAACAUGAUCCUCAAGACAGACAACGAACAAAAGCGGACCGAGGUCGGCGAAAUUCUUGCCAACGCCCUGCUGUCGCUCCAUGUGAAUGAUGAGGCUGACAAGAAGGCCAACGGUGGGACCAUUGCGGCCUAUUCUCAUCUCUUGUCACUGUUGCUGCAGAACAGCUCUUUCUUUAAAUCCACGCUGCCGACGUUGAGGCAAUACAUUGAAGAAUAUCUCAGUUUUCUCCAAGUUCCUUCGAACUCUAGCGAGGAGCUGCCUCCGUGGAUGCCAUAUGUGCUCCUGGUCUUCGAGACGCUCUUGAUUGACGAGGAGCAGCUUCCCGAUAUCAAGUGGAAGCCGCCUGCCAAAGAGGAGGACCCAGUCGAGGAGCCUGUCUGGGCUACCAAGGUUCCCACAAUACCGCUCAAGGAGCGUUCUGGUUUGCUCUCAGCGGUCUUGGAGAUCCUCCCGCGCAUCGGCAAGGAAGAGGCACUUGCUGUCUCCGUGCUGCGGAUUCUUGUCAUUCUCACCAGGGACCAUGGGAUGGCCAAGACGGUGGGCGAGAAGAGAAAUCUGCAGCGCCUGUUUGUCAUGGCAAAGCAGUUGUGUGCUGGCGGCUCGGGUCCUCUCAACCGGUCACGCAUCACGGACUACAUCAUGACAAUCCUCCGUCACAUAGUAGAAGACGAAGACAUCAUCCGCCAAAUGAUGCAGAAUGAGAUUCGCCAGUUUCUCUCGUCAAGCUCGAGAAGCGGCCGAAACUACGACGCCCAGACGUUCCUCAAACACCUUUCGCAUGUCGCUCUUCGGUCGCCCAAGUUGUUUGUGGAAACCACUGGUCAGCUCGUGAAGCUAGUCAAGUGGUCGGUCCCUGAGGCCAGGGAGUCUUCCUCACGUUCCAACUACCAGAUCGUUCUCAAGCCAGCGCCGGCUGCAGAAGAGGAAGCCAAGCCAAAGGACAGUUCAGUCGAGCCCACGGUUCAGGCGACUGAGGAUCUGAGCAUCAACGAUGUGAAGCCGUCGACAGAGUCUGCCGACAAGGAGAUGACAGACGCGCCCAAGACUCCGCUCGACAUCAAGCGUCCUGUUCUUGAAAACCCAGAUGGUGUGGUUCAUUUCUUGCUUUGCGAGCUUCUCAAUUACCGAGAGGUUGAUGACAAGGAGGUCCCGGCUGUGCCAGCCAAGGAAGCCAGCAAGACUGAUAACAAGACUGCAGGCGAGACAUCAAGUGCGGAGGAAGAUGCCACACCGGCUCCCGCAGACGUAGAGGUUCCCGAGCCGAAGAAGGACGAAAAGAAGUCUUCCAAGCCGACCUUCAAGGCAGAGGAUCACCCCAUUUUCGUCUACCGGUGCUUCCUCCUCAGCUGCCUGACAGAACUUCUACAGAGCUAUACGCGUGCCAAGGUGGAAUUCAUCAACUUCAAGCGUAGUGCGCCGAUGCAAACCAACACCCCCAUCAAGCCUAGAUCGAGCGUACUUAAUUAUCUGCUCAAUGACCUGCUUUCUCCAGGUUCGGCCAGCUUGGCAGCAGAGACGCCGGUGGCUAAGAAGAAGACUUCGACAUCUGCUCAGGCACAGAGCGUGCUUGUGGCUCUUGUGGCUCGUACCGGCGAGAAGCCGUAUGACCGACACCGUGGCAAUUGGGAGUAUGAUGACGAGCCCGAUCUUCUGUUUGUACGCCGAUUUGUUCUCGACACGGUUCUUCGUGCUUACAAGGACGCUUCCACUCCUGGGGAGUCCUUCGAUGUGCGCUAUCCCCGGAUGAUUGCGCUGGCCGAGUUGAUGAGCCACAUGAUCGGGGAAAAGGACAAAGACGCCAACUCGAGGGGGGCAAGUCAGGAUCAGGGACUCACCAGAUCUUAUGCUCAAAUCAAGCGGUUGAUGUAUGAGAAGGGAUACCUUGCCACAUUGACAGCAUCCAUCGCCGACAUCGACCUCACCUAUCCCGAUGUGAAGCGCACCAUCAAACAUAUUCUCCGCGUGCUGCGGUCUUUGACAAAGACUGCAUCGGCCCUGAGUGAGCUGGACAUAAUUCCUGCCACCGCGACGGGUGACCAACCGGAGGACGACUUUGCGUCUGCGUCAUCCCUUUCCGACAUGGACGACGAGCGCGAGGAAACCCCCGACCUCUACCGCAACUCCACACUCGGCAUGCUCGAGCCCGGACGGGAGGAUGAUUAUUACUCGGAUGAAGAGGAAGAUGGUAUAUUCUCCAAUUCUGCUGCUCAAAUAGACGAACUGUUACUAAUGGGGGCAGAUGACGACGAAAUGUACGACGAAGAGGUCUACGAGGAUGAGUUGGACUAUGGUGACGAGAUGUCCCAAGAUGAGGAGGAUAACCCUAGCGACGAGGACGAAGAGGAGCUUGGCGAAAUGGGCGAAAUCGAGGGUCUUCCUGGUGACCCUGGCGUUGUCGAAGUCAUCAUGGGUGAAGACGACGACGAAGAUGAGGAUAUGGACGAGGAUGACGAAGACGAUAGCGACGAGGAUGAUGAAGACGAGGUCGGCUCUGAAGACAUGGAGGAUGUCGAAGACCAAGUCGAGAUCAUGGACGAGGAAGGAAAUCCCAUUGGCGACGAUGGUGAUGAUGGUUGGGAGAGUGAGACGGACGAGGAGGAUGAAGAGGGUGAGGAAGAACUUGACUAUGAGGCAGAAGCCCAGAAUCUUCAUAACGCCCAAAUGAUGCAAGAGCUCGCGGAACUGGAGUCUAUCACCCGCCGUCGCUUCGAGCUCAGGGGCCUUGCUGCUGCCGGCGAUGCCGAUGAGCUUGAUGGCGAGGACAUCCACGAGUUUGACGACGAACACUACAUGGACGAUGGUGGUCCUGAAGAUGACGGUAUGAGUUUUGUUCUGGUGACUGAGUCAAGAUAUGGAUUACUAACUGGGUUUUCAGAAGAAGAGGAAGAGGAAGAGGUUGACGACGACAUGUAUUACGAACAGGGACAUCCCCAUGAUGAUUUCCUCCCUGGCAAUAUUUCCGGUAGUCUCGGAUGGGACUUGGCCGUUGAGCCUCACCACCGCGUCCGAGGCGGGUUCAGUCGAAGAAACCCGUUCCCCGCUCCAUUUGGGGUUGGAGAUCUGCGGCACAUGGGAUCCUCCGGUAGGCUCUCUGAUUUCUUUAUUCGUCUGCGGCAACAAGUUGGUGCGACUCUUCAACGCCUCGAUGAUUUGGAAGCAACUUUGGACAGUGUUGAAAUCAGCGUUGAUGGGGGCAACGAAGGCUCAGAGGACUUGUCACAGGCUCUCAGGACAGCAUCACAACAAUUACUUGAGCGCCAACCAGUUGAACACCGUGCUAACGCCAUUCCAGACUUUAGAAAUUACUUUGGCAAUACGAGCCGCGCUCCUCCCGCAGUACUUGACAGUCAGAGGAACCCACUGCUGCUUCCCAGCCAUAGAUCUGGCCGAGAUCAGUCUCCUCGUCACUCCGACCGACAGUCUCUUCCGUGGAGCUCUCUCGGGUUACCCGAAUCCUUUAGAGCCAUGGCUACUCCUGACGGCCCCCUUGCCGUUAUCCACACCCUGGUCCAGAAUAUGCCCAUUCCCCACGGUGCCGGGCCCGCACUUAGCCUUCAGUUGACCUCAGAAGGACCUCAUGGCGAAAUCCGUCAAGUUAGCAUCCCUUUGGAUGCAGUUACUGGCAAUCGUGUUGGUCGCUGGGAGCCUCGGCGCGAUGUGUACCAGGAGCCCGCUCAAGCCGUCCAGUUCGUAGCGGCCCGCACUAAUGAUCGGUGGAAGGAAGAAGCCGGUAUGAUCUUUGGUCCUGCUCAUCACGACAAGGUGUCCAUCCUUAUGGUGGGUGUUCUCGGCACCCUUGCGCCAGCCGCUAUCCAGCAACUCAAGGAGCAGAAGGCUCGCGACGAGGAAAAGAAGCAGAAGGAGGAGGCAGAACGCAAGAAGCGUGAAGAGGCCCUCAAGGAGUACGAGGCCCAGAAGGCUGAACAGCAAGCGGCCAAGGAGAAGAAGGAGGCCGAGGAAGAAGCAGAGCGCCAGCGCCAGGCCCAAGAACUCGCCGCUGCCGAGACUGCACGAGCAGUAGCCGAAGCUGCAGAGACGAACCGCGAGCAACAAGCCCAAGAAGAGCCCCAAGCUAUGGAAGGUGUCGAGUCUAACAACGCCGCCCCCGAAGCUGCCCAGCAACCCGCCGCGGCUCCUACCGAGCGCAUCAUUACGACCAUUCGUAACGGUGAGACGGUGGAUGUGACCGACCUGGGAAUCGACCCCGACUAUCUCGCUGCGCUUCCCGAAGAGUUCAGAGAGGAGGUGAUUGCGCAGACAUUGACCACUCGACGAUCCGAGGCCCGUCAACAAGCUCCUCCCGAGGGUGAAAAUAGAGAGGCAUUCCAGGAGUUCCUUGAAGCACUGCCCUCGGAGCUCCGGGACGAGAUUGUUCAGCAAGAACGUCAAGAGCGCCGGCGCCGCGAGCGUGAUGAGGCACGUCGCCAGAACAACAAUGAUCCUGCCCGACGACUUGCAGAGGCUGCCGAAAUGGACGCCGCGAGUAUCCUGCUGACGUUCCCUCCAGCCUUGCGCGAGCAAGUCUUGUUGGAACAGGGUGAGGACAUAAUGGAUCAGCUGCCACCCGACUUGGCAGCCCAAGCACGCGCUUUGGCUCAGCAAAGCAGCCAGCAAUAUCGUGGUCCACCGCCUAAUGCUCGCGCCGUGGCCGGAAGACAGGUCCUCGCCGAGCCAGCUGCUGUCAACGACGGUAAGCCCCAGCGCCGCACCAUUGUGCAGAUGCUUGACAAGGCCGGCGUUGCCACGCUUCUCCGACUCAUGUUCAUUACCCAGCAUGGGUCCAUCCGCAACUACUUGUUCGACGUAUUCUCGUGUGUCUGCGAGAACCGACAAAACCGUCUGGAGGUUAUCUCGACUCUGCUUCAGAUUCUUCAGGAUGGCAGCACGGAUAUGGAUGCGGUUGAGCGCAGCUUUGGUCAGCUCUCCCUUCGGGCAAAGCAGGCCAAGGAGAAGGAUGCCACCAAGACGCCCCAGAGUCUGAAGCGUACCUUCACCAACAUCAGCACCCAUAAUCACCAUCUCACCAACAACUCGGAAGUCUCGCCCCUUUUGAUCGUACAGCAGUGUCUCGAUCUUCUUCAGGAUCUUGCUACAAAGAACGCUCACAUCCCGUCUCUCUUCCUCACAGAACACGAGACCGUGGCGUCCACACUCAAGCGAAGCCUCAGUCGCAAGGGUAAGGGCAAGGAUGUCAACCUAAAGGCUCAGAAGUACGCGAUCAACUGUCUCCUGGCUCUUCUUGAUCGCAGCUUGGUUAUGGAGAGCAGCGCUGUCAUGCAGCUCCUCGCCGACUUGUUGAACAAGGUCACAUACCCGCUUCAAGCACUCGAGCGGCGACGCAAAGAGGCUGAAGCGGAAGCCAAAAAGAAGGAAGAGGAGGCCAAGAAAAAAGAGGAGGAGAAGGCCAAGGGCGAGACUGCUGAGCCUGCUGUCGAACAUGCCAACACGGAGGCUGUCAAUAUGGCCAAUGUUCAAGCUCCUCCUGCUGCGGCUGCGGCUCCAUCUGGCGAUCAGCUCACCCAGGAAGACGCCCAGAAGGAUGCCCAGGAUAAGGAGACCAAGGAGACAAAGGAGACCAAGCCAGAGGAGAAGAAGGUGCGCCAGCUGACGCCCCCAUAUAUCCCAGACCACAACUUGAAGCUGGUUGUCAAUAUCUUUGUGGCCCGCGAAUGCAGCUCGAAGACAUUCCAAAACACCAUCUCAACCAUCAAGAACCUUUCCAACAUUCCCGGUGCCAAGAAGGUCUUUGGCGAGGAACUCGUGCGCCAGGCUAGAGUUCUUAGCGAGAACAUCGUGUCAGACCUCAACGACCUCCUCCCAUACAUUCUCAAGGCUGAGUCCGGCACUGAGAUUCAGGGCGUCGCCCUGGCCAAGUUCUCUCCUGGUGCUUCGGAGCAGAACAAGCUGUUGCGUGUUCUUACUGCCCUGGACCAUUUGUUUGACAGCAAGGGUAAGGGCAAGAAGGAAGAGGGCGCAUCCGAGGCCGAGGAUAGCAAGGAGGGCUCCAAGGAAGACCUCCUUGGUUCCUUGUAUUGGAACCCAACCUUUGGUACUAUGUGGGACAAGCUGAGCGCCUGCCUGAGCGCCAUUCGACAGCGCGAGAACAUGCUAAAUGUGGCAACGAUUUUGCUGCCGCUGAUCGAGUCCCUGAUGGUUGUUUGCAAGAACACCACUCUUGGUGACGCACCUUCGGUCCAGCACAAGGAGCUGCUCUUGUCCAGCCCGCCCCCUGAGAACCGUAUCGCGGGUCUUUUCUUCAGCUUUACUGAAGAGCAUCGCCGGAUCUUGAACGAACUUGUCCGACACAACCCCAAGCUGAUGUCGGGCACCUUCUCGCUCCUGGUCAAGAACCCCAAGGUUCUCGAGUUCGACAACAAGCGCAACUACUUCAACCGUAGCGUGCACUCCAAGACCGGCACCCAGCAGACUCGGCCUCAGUAUAACCCUCUUCAGUUGUCAGUUCGCCGUGAGCACGUCUUCCACGACUCUUUCAAGUCUCUGUACUUCAAGACUGGAGACGAAAUGAAGUUUGGAAAGCUCAACAUUCGCUUCCACGGCGAAGAGGGUGUUGACGCUGGCGGUGUCACUCGCGAGUGGUUCCAAGUGCUCGCCCGCCAAAUGUUUGACCCCAACUACGCCCUGUUCAUUCCCGUGUCUUCUGACCGCACCACAUUCCACCCGAACCAGCUCAGCAGUAUCAAUGAGGAGCAUCUGAUGUUCUUCAAGUUUAUUGGUCGGAUCAUUGGCAAGGCCCUUUACGAGGGCAGACUUUUGGACUGCUACUUCAGCCGCGCGGUCUACAAGCGCAUUCUCGGCAAGCCCGUGUCCGUCAAGGACAUGGAGUCGUUUGAUCCAAACUACUACAAGUCUCUUGUCUGGAUCCUGGAGAACGACAUUACUGAUAUCAUCACCGAGACCUUCUCGGUCGAGGACGAUGAGUUUGGUGUGACCAAGACUGUGGACCUCAUUCCAGAUGGCCGCAACAUCCCUGUCACUGAGGAAAACAAGAGCGAAUACGUCCGCUUGAUUGUGGAGCACAAGCUGCUUACGUCGGUUAAGGACCAGAUGGAGCAUUUCUUGAAGGGCUUCCAUGACAUCAUUCCCGAGGAGCUGAUUGCCAUCUUCAACGAGCAGGAGCUGGAACUUCUCAUUUCCGGUCUCCCCGAUAUCGAUGUGGAUGACUGGAAGAGCAACACCGAGUACCACAAUUACACUGCGGCCUCGCAGCAGAUUCAGUGGUUCUGGCGCGCCAUCCGCUCAUUUGACAAGGAGGAGCGGGCCAAGCUUCUUCAGUUCGUCACCGGUACCUCCAAGGUGCCGCUCAACGGCUUCAAGGAGCUGGAAGGCAUGAACGGAGUGAGCCGUUUCAACAUUCACCGUGAUUAUGGCAACAAGGACCGUUUGCCCAGCUCUCACACGUGCUUCAACCAACUCGAUCUUCCCGAGUACGAGAGCUACGACACGCUCCGCAGCCAAAUUCUCAAGGCUAUCACGGCUGGUAGCGAUUACUUUGGCUUUGCUUGA